This is a messenger RNA of Plasmodium relictum, 816 nucleotides long. RefSeq names its product single-stranded DNA-binding protein, putative (gene SSB). The transcript has a single exon. Lineage: Eukaryota; Apicomplexa; Aconoidasida; Haemosporida; Plasmodiidae. The coding region runs from base 1 to 816 and encodes 271 amino acids. The record is from RefSeq and is a predicted model, not a curated record. Gene Ontology annotation, biological process: positive regulation of helicase activity; mitochondrial DNA replication. Gene Ontology annotation, cellular component: mitochondrial nucleoid. Gene Ontology annotation, molecular function: single-stranded DNA binding.
AUGAAAUUUUUAUUUUUGACAUAUAUAAUAUAUUUAAAUCAUCUUUUAAAACUAAGUGGAUUUACAGGUAAUGUAAAAAUUCAUAAUUUGAAUAAUAUUUUAAAUAAAAGAAUAGUUAGAAUUAAAAAAAUUAAUUUGAUAAAAAUUAAUUUACAAAAUGAUAACUAUGAAAAUAAAAGGUUUUAUAAUAGCAAACCAUUAAUAAAUGAGAAAUCCUUAAAUAAAAUAACUUUAAUUGGCCGAGUUGGGUGUGAACCAGAUAUAAAAAUAUUAAAUGGAGGAGAUAAAGUAGCAACCUUUAGUUUAGCAACAAAUGAAUUUUGGAGAGAUAGAAAUACAAAUGAAUUAAAAUCAAAGACAGAUUGGCAUAGAAUAGUAGUAUAUGAUCAAAAUUUAGUAGAGUUGGUAGAUAAAUAUUUAAGAAAAGGUAGAAGAGUAUAUUUACAAGGAUCGCUACAUACUAGAAGAUGGUUUGGUAAUGAUUUAAGUAAUCAGCCAAAGCAAAUAACAGAAAUAGUUUUAUCAUAUAAUAAAAGUGAUUUAAUAUUUUUAGAUGACAGAAGAAAUUUUAUGAAUAGAAAUCCACAUCAGACUCAGCCUAAUGAUAAUCAAAAUAUAAGUAAUAAUACAAAUAAUAUAAAUAGUAAUAGUGAUAUUAUCCUCAAUCAAAGUAAUCAUGAUAGCCCUUUAAAUAAAAAUGAUUUUUCAGAAGGUAUUGAUGAGAAUACUGAUGAUAAUUUUGAUGGAUUAGAUGGUAACACUGAAAAAGAUGAGGGGAUCUAUGACAAAAUGAAUGCACAAGAAUUUGAAGAAUAA